GAGAGAGAGUGAGAACCAAAGAGUGCUGCGCACAAGAGAGGCAAUUCAAAAAUAAAGCAGCACCAACAAUAAAUAAUAAACACCAAAAACACACAGCCACGCGCCCACGCCUUGCCAGCCACAACACUUUCCGUCCUGAUCAGCCCAAAACUAGCCAAAAUAGAGUAAAGAAACAAAAAGAUAGGCUCGAAAAUUUAUUGCAACUUGUUGACUCCUUACAUUCCUUUUGCUGCCGCUACCAUGCGUUAAUGAAGAUGAGAGAUCGUCAACAAAAAACCAGUUACCAUCAGUUGCUGCUGCUUCUGCUAUUCGGCUAUGCAGCUUGCCUAUUGACGCUUUGCGAUGCCUGCUCCUCGCGUGCCAUAUCGAAACCACGUCCAACGCCGCCACCACCAACAGCGUCUCUGCCGCCCGAUAAUGUGAUUGUCACAACGACUAGGGCACCAUCGACACCAUCACGUCCAAAUAUAACAUUCCCCAUCUUCAAUUGCCCGCCCACAUAUGCCGCCUGGUAUUGCCUUAAUGAUGCCACCUGCUUCACGGUGGAAAUCCACAAUGAGAUCCUUUACAAUUGUGAAUGCGCCUUGGGUUUCAUGGGACCUCGUUGCGAGUACAAAGAGAUUGAUGGCUCCUAUUUGCCCACACGCAAUCGUGUGAUGCUCGAGAAGGCCAGCAUUGUGAGUGGUGCCACAUUGGCAUUGCUCUUCAUGGCCAUGUGCUGUGUGGUCCUCUAUUUGCGGCAUGAGAAGCAACAGAAACUAAAACUACACGAUAGUGCCACAGAGCAGCAUAAUGGCAAUGGAGGAGGCGGUCUAACCGGAUGCCAGAAUGAUGGAAUGGAUGAAGUGGAUGGUUUGAAAUCGCUACGUUUUCCAGCACGACGACCGUUUGCUCCCUGUAGGAUUCUUACCUUGGAGGAGGCUCAUUAUCAAUCGAUUUCGGCCUCAAAUCGCAUUAGGCACUAACUAACUGAAAAGAAAUACGAAUGUCUAACAUUUAAUGUUUAUUUAUCCUCUGUUUUAUUUUAACUGUUCUGUUCUGUUUUCUAACUUUUAAUUUUGUUUAUCUUCUUUUUUUUAAUCUUUUAAACACGGAACGAAAACAAAGCGGUUUUUGUUUUGUUUUGUUCAAGUGCCUUUAAAAAUCGACGCCGUGUCGAAGUAUUACAAAACAAUUUUCAGCUAACAGCGAGAGAAAUAGAUCUAAUGCAAUGCAAUUUUUUCGGCAGUUAGCCGCCUAUUUAAAUUAAUUUUAUUAAUUAUUUAUUUAUAUAUAUAUAUAUAUAUAUAUAUAUACAAACAUAUAUUUCAUUACAAAAUGCGCGUAAACUAUUAAUGUUUAACAAUAAUAAUAAUUAUAAUAAAAAAAAUGAAAACAA
Messenger RNA from Drosophila willistoni, 1378 nucleotides. RefSeq names its product protein spitz. Lineage: Eukaryota; Metazoa; Arthropoda; Insecta; Diptera; Drosophilidae. Bases 249 to 965 code for a protein of 238 amino acids. The record is from RefSeq and is a predicted model, not a curated record. Gene Ontology annotation, biological process: epidermal growth factor receptor signaling pathway. The transcript is spliced from 2 exons. Gene Ontology annotation, molecular function: epidermal growth factor receptor binding; receptor ligand activity.